AGUUCCCUUCCUGCGGCGUCCUCCACACCCGGGGUCUGCUGGUCUCCGCGGAUGUCACAGGCUCGGCAACCGCCCUCCUGUCGGCGGGGAGUCCCGCGACGCCCGGAAAUGCUCCGAAGCCUGUCGCCCAGCUGCCAGAUCUGCGUCUGUGUCCGGUUCCGUCACUGAGGUCGCCCCUGUCCGGCCCUUCCACCCUAGUUCUCUUCACCGUCCGCCCAUCCUAUCGCGCGCGGCCUCAGGUCCCGAUUCGGCAUGUGGCUUGUCUUCCAUCGUCCCCACCCUCGCCCCUCUUGGCCCCUCAGGGCAGCCCUGGGAUUCGGCAGACGCCAGUCCUCCCUGAGAUGCUUCCCCAUCCUUCCCUCCGCCAGGCCCUACGUCUCCGCAAACCCCACGCUUCGGGGUGGCCGCCUCAGACAGGACCCUGAGUCCGAGACUGGGGUAGGGGACCUGCCCGAUCCUGUAACAACCCUCGUGCUUCUGCACAAUCGCCUCCCACUAGCGGUGACUGUUGGGUGUUUACCUUCCCGGUGUCCCACUGAGAAGCGGGCUCUUCCUUGGCAGGGGCUUCUUCAUUGCCUCGCUGUGGAUGUCGAGGUGGGGCAGGAGAGUGAGGAGAAAACAGAGGAGGGAGGUAGAGCCAACGAGCGAGAAAAGGGGAGGGAAGUUUAGAUGGGAAGUGGAUGGGUCUGAGGAAUUUGAACAAACACCGACAAUGAAGGAGAGUGACCUGAGCAAGUAGUAGUGGGGUAAAUGGAAAUAGACAAAAUGGGAAUCAGCAGAGAUAUGGAGGACAGAAUACAAUGAGGAGGCCUUGACCGUCAGUAGCAGAGAGGGCAGCAGAAGCCUAAUUCCCAAAUUCUUUAGAUGGUUUUCUGAUUUCCAAAUUAGUUUCCCUUUUAAAUUUAUUGUGUCAGGUUCAGCUUAUGAGGCCUCAAUACUUUUCAGUCUUAAUUGUAUAUUGAAAAUACUUUUUGUUUACUAAAUGCUUUUUACAUUAAUUCAGUGUGCACUUCGUAAGGAUAAUGAUGAUUUGAGUUAGUUUAGUAUUCAACAGCUUCCUCUAUUCCUUUAUAUGAUCUCUGUAUUUAAUGGCUGUGGCAUAAAGUUUCCAACUAAGUUUAAGUAUCAAGUUUUCUUUGUGCUGUUUUCUGCAAAUAUUGAAGGAUGACCUGGAUUGUCCUAGAACUUUGUUCCAACAGAUUACAUGUGUUCAUAAUGAAUAGACUGCUCAAAGAUAUUUCCAAAGCUCACCUUUUAUGUUUUUCAGUUCCAAUAAUUACAUCUUUUUAAGGUUUAUAUUUUUUGAUGACUUAAUGUGAUGUUCUGGAGAAGACAAAUGCUUUUAAUCAAUAUGAUUAAAACCGUGAAAGACAAAUCGCUGUUACUUAAGAGUGUGACAUAUGAUCUGAAAUCUUUAGGGGGCAGGGAUGUUAAGGGAAAACUGCCACUAUCGUAUUAAGGUCAUGCCAUUCCUGUGAAGCUGGUGCUUGUUACUCUCUACUGGCUUCUGUUCACCUUUCCACCGGCCCCAAGACACACACAUAGUGACACAAGGCAGUGGACAGGGAAAGAGCAAGACUUUAUAAAGUAAGCACACAACAAAGGUAUCUUUCUAAUGAGGAGGAGGUGUUGGUUCUGGGAAGGAAGCUUGGGAUUUGGGUAUUCAGGAUCCAGAAGUGAGAGAGCCUGGGAAGUUCAGGAACCAGAGAAAGAAAAAGCCUUGCCCAUUCUCACCCAUGACACUGUGCUCAGCAGGUACUAGCAGACUUCAGGCUCUGUGACUAAAAGGGGUCAGACCAGUUGAUAUACCCACAGCUGCCAUGUAAGGAUGUGUGUGGACUUCACUAGGGAAGAACGGUGUUAUGAAAGAAGGGGCAGAAAAACUCACCUGUUGGUCUGCAUGUAGAGGUUUAUUGUCCUGAAUUCCUGGAGGUUCAGUGAAAAGCAGAAGAUUGUCUUUUACACAUGUUGAGUUAUGCCCCCAUAUAUGUGGUUGUGGUAAAGAAAGAGGGUGUGUUGAUGAGAGGUCCUGAAAUGCAUUUUCCUAAUACUCAGCAGGGGCUUCUCAAGAAGGAUCUUCCCUAAGAAAGAAGCUCAGAGAACAAAAAUGGAAAAGGAUUAGAUAUGGCACUUUCACUGGAAAAAGUCAUGUUAUUCAUUGAUUGUUUUGUCAUCUCCCGCCUUAAGUGUUGUUUUUAGGAUGUGGUAAUCUCUGACCCUGCCUAACACAUUUCCCAACUCACCCAUAGCCUUCCCUUAACGUCCUCCCAUCUUCACGCUAUCACACUGUGACCCAGUGAAUUCGAACUUGUGAAGUUCCAUUCGGGGGAUCAUAUGGGAAGGGCUUCACACCCAGACAUAGAUUAUAGAUGGGAAGUGGGCCACAUGGUGUCAGUGAGGCAAGUAUGGGUCGUUUAGGGACAAUGCACUGUCAGAUCUUUGUUGACCAUGAUUAGAGAAACUGUGCAUAUUAGUAGUGAAUUAAUGUCAGGAAUAUCUGACAAAUCCUGGAAAAGAAGAUUGAUGAGAGGAAAUGUGUUCUGCCCAACUGUAUAAUGCAUUUGAAGCUUAAAACAAUGAAUCAGUAUUGAUCUGGCCACAAAAUAUUAAUGAUUUGAAUUAAAAAGAAAAGUUUAGAAAAUGAUAGCUUUGACAAAUUAAGGUAGCAUUUCAUCCACACGAUGGAGUGUGUUUUAUUCAGUAAUUGAUUUAAAAAUGGAAUCAACCUAAGUGUCUAACAGGAGGGAGUUUUAUAAAUUGUUCACAGAACAUCUGUUCCAAGGAGACCUUGAUGUUCAUAGAUUUGUAAAGAAUGCUGCUUACUAGCACACUGACUGCUCUGCAAAUGUCUGAGGGUUCCUCCACUUGGGGCAAGUUGGGGGUUUGAUCGCAGAGUAAAUAAAUGGUGCAUUUUAUAAUGUAAUAUAUUCUAGCAAGAUGCAGCCCACAAACUGUAUAGAUACUCUUAUGUACCACAUAAAGUUCAUCUACUACUUUAACCAGAACUUGAUACUGUAUGUAUGUUUUUUUUUUUUAGAUUUGGAUAAAAUGACAACUCAUUGUUAUUUCCAGUUCACAAAGUAAUUGUGAGGCUGAAUAAAUUUUAUUAUUUUAUAGACAUAUGUGUAAAAUGAAUUUUUCUAUGAAACUCAUUUUUGAUGUAUAUUAGAUGCUAUUUUAUAUUCUGUAGUUUAAUUAUAUGUACGCACACACAAACACACACUUCGGUGUCUUAUUAUGUUUCUGCAGUGAAACCAAAAUCCUUCCUUCACGCCCUUUGAUUUUAUGUUUUCCUCAGGAAGGCAGGAGCUAUUGUAUAUGAUAAAAUAUUAUGUUUUAUUCAGUCCACUUAUGAAAUUGUUUAAUAUUGUUAUAAAUAUUUAUAUGACUUAUUUUAAAUUUCCAAAUAACAUAGGUUACAUGAAAUUUGACAACUUUAUUUUUUUCUUUUCACAACUAUUUUGACUGUAUACUCACCAAAAAUCAAAAUUUAGACAAAAUUGACUUUUAGACUAAUUCUCAUUUUUUACAUGUAAAAGACCACAUGGGACUUUUAAGUCUAGGUUGCCCUGAGUCUACAGUCACUGAGGUUUUAUGUCACUAUGUCCUCCAUUCUAAUAAUAGGAUUUUCAGGCUUUAUUCAUGUCAUUUUUAUAUCCUCAUUAAGUUUUAAAAUUUAUUUACAUGGGUCUACAAAUUUAUUUCAAAUCGUAGUCAUAAUAUUUGCCUGUUGUAAAUAGACACUGAUUUUGUGUGUUUGCUUUUUUUAAGGACUAAUGUUGCUAAACAGGAAAUAUUGAUUUCAGAAUAUUCAUAAUAGUUUUGCCCACUUUUUAAAUAUUCUUAUUAGUAUUGAUAAUUAGAAUUGAUUCCACUUUUUCAAGUUUACAGUCACGUCAUCUGAGAAUAACUACAGUUGCAGCUCUUUGACUCCAUUUUUGUAGUCCCUCUCCUUUUCCCUCUUGUUUUGGUCCCACCUCAGGCAUCAUGUGCAGUGGUGAAUGGCAUCAGCCUCACCCAGCCUCCUUUUUCCAGCCUUACCUUUAGUGGAAAUGGUUCUUUUGUUAACUGCUGAAUAUAUUGUUGAGAUUUUAUUGAUUAAGAAGAAUUAGUCCCCACAAUUUGGUAUGAUUUUUAAAGAUUUUAUAUUAUUUUUAAAGAUUUAAAUUAUAUGAAAAUGUUUUUUCAAAGGUCUAUUAAUGUGAUUUUUUUAAUCUUUAAAAUUACUUUGUGAAAAUGAUAGGUUUUCUAGUAUGGAAUUAUCCUUUUAUUAUUGCAAUAAACUCCACUUUACCAUGCUCUGUCAUUAUUUAACCAUACCAGUGAUGGCCAGGUGGCCAAAAUAAAUAGCCAAAUGGCUAAAAUUGUAUUGAUGAUUUUUGCAAAUGUAAGUAAGGAAAAUUGUUGGUUAAAUUUGUAGUUAUUGUUACAUUCAUGUUCAUUUUGAUUAGCAUAAUAAACUAAUGAGGACAGGCUUAUUUUUCUCCUUCAAAAUAACUUAGGUUACAAAGGAACUAGAAGUGAUUUCACAUGUAAGAACUCUCACAAAUCACUUUUACAGUUAAACUCUGAUAUAUAACUUAAACAUUAAAAUUGGCUAAUCAGAUUUUUGUGCUGAUUAAUGAGGGAAAGUUUUUACUCUUUUUGUGGAAAGUAAUAUACAUAUUCAUGUUGGAAUAUAAUUAUUCCCAUUUCUUAGAUUUUAAAUUACUACUUUUAAAUAAAUACAGUCUCUUUUAUUAACCUGUGUUUUUUCUUUCCACCGUGGGUCUUUUCAGUUUCAUGAUUUUGCUCUCAAAACUUUUUAAUUAUUGAUUUCUGUCAAAUCUGUUCAUUCAUUACAUUAUUUUAUUAUUUAUUAAAUUGUUUUAUCUUUUUAAGUCUUAUUAAUAUGUACUGAAUUUGUAACAAUUUGGAAAGUCAAGUAACUCCUGUUUUAUCUUUUUCUUGGUUUAUGAGUGUUUUUAAAGUUUUACGUUUCUUGAAGAUCACAGCUGUAGCCCCAAUUCCAUGGUUCUGGCUACUUACAUUUAUCAUACUUAUUAAUAUCAUGAAUGUAAUUGGAAUACCCCUUUGAUUUUACUGGUGACGUAUACCCACUAGUGUACUGAGACGGAAAAAAAAGUCUUUAGAACUCAGAUAAAUAUACAGUUCAUAUUUACUAUUUAUGUAUGUGUGAUCUCAUUAUUAAAUUACUCUAUCAUGUUUGUGGAAUUAGCAGUUUCUCUUUGAAUUUGGAUGUUUCUAGUUAUGUGUAUUUCCAACGUAUGUUUUUAGCCACAUACACUUUAUUGAAUAUCAUAUUUGGUGUUUAAUUUUUGCUAGGAUUAUAGGCUGGACUCCAGAUCCAAACUUGACAUGUAGCAGACCCAUUAAAAACAUACAUUAAGCCCCUAGCACUGUUUUAAUCUCCAUGGCCUGGCUGAGCUUCUGCCAUCUGUCUUCCUAGGCACCAUGAGGUCUGGACAUCUCAUUUGGCAUAACUCAGCUGUGGCCAUUGGUGGAUCUCAUCCUUAGUACUAGUCCCUGCUGGCAGGGGUGACCCAGGCCCACAUAAGCCAUUGCUGGCCUCCUUGGAGGACUUAGAGAAUCCUGAGAUUGCCCAUGAGGAUGGACAUGCCUUUCAGUCUAGCACCCACCUUUAGUGAUGCCUGUGGAGAUUGAGAAGCUCACAGGGGCCUUGGAUGUCUUUCUUAUACCUCCAUUGUCUGCAGCGUGACUCCCAUACUCUUGAGCCAAGGUAGAGAAUUUUUAGGAGGCUUGUGUGGAGGUUUAUGGUGGCCCCCAUGGUUCUGUGAGACUGGUAGAAAGCACAGACCCCUUAGACUUCUCCCCAAGGAGAAUACGUGAGACUAGUGGAGGAAAGGAGAGUAAUGAAAUAUGCAUUUCGUGUCCCAGGCUAUCAGAGCACAGCUCUAAGGAAAAAUACAGGGCAUCGUAUAGCAACUGGCACAGCUCUGUGAGACUGGGAGAUAUUGCACAACCUUGAAAAAUCAAGAUGUGACCCUACUGAAUGAACAAAAUAAAUCUCCAAUAAUUGACCAUAAAGAAAUACAGGUUUCUGGCUGGGUGCGGUGGCUCACACUUGUAAUCACAGCACUUUGAGAGGCCGAGGUAGGCAGAUCAUUUGAGGCCAGGAGUUCAAAAUCAGCUUUGCCAACAUGGUGAAAUACAAAAAAAAAAAAAAAAAAAAAAAAAAAAAUUAGCUGGUCGUGGUGACGGGCACCUAUAAUCCCAGCUACUCAGGAGGCUGAGGCAGGAGAAUCACUUGAAUCCAGGAGGUGGAGGUUGCAGUGAGCUGGUAUCGUGCCGUUGCACUACAGCCUGGGCAACGCGAGUGAAACUCCGCUUUAAAAAAAAGAAAAAGAAAUGGAGGUUUCUGAUUUUCCUGAUAAGAAUUACAGGUAAUUGCCUUAAAGGAGGUCAAUGAGCUAUGAGACAACACUGAUAACAAGUAAAAUCUGGAAAAGGAUACAUGAACAACAUGAGAAUAUCAACAAAGAAAAACCAUAAUAAAAGAAUCAAAUAUAGAUUCUGGGGCUGAAGAAUACAGUAACUGAACUGGAUCAAUACAAGGCUUCAAGAGCUGACUUGAUCAAGCAGAAGAAAGAACCAGUGAACUCAAAGACAGGUUAUUUGAAAUUAUUCAAUCAGAAGAGCAAGUAGAAAAAGAAUUUUUUAAAAGUGAAGAAACUGUCUGUCUUUGCUAAAAAUUGGAGGGUCCUAAGAACUCCUCCCCGCCCCCACUGCCAAUGCAGAGUCUUACUCUGUCACCCAGGCUGGAGUGCAGUGGUUCGAUCUCCGCUCACUGCAACCUCCACCUCCCAGGUUCAAGCGAUUCUCAUACCUCAGCCUCCCGAAUAGCUGAGAUUACAGGUGCCUGCCACCAUGCCCAGCUAAUUUUUGUAUUUUUAGUAGAAACGGGGUUUUGGGGUUUCACCAAGUUGGCCAGGCUGGUUUUGAACUUCUGACCUCAGGUGAUCCUCCUGCCUUGGCCUCCCAAAGUGCUGGGAUUACAGGCGUGAGCCACCAUGCCCGGCAAGAACUCCUUUUUAUGUUAGAUUCACUAGGGUUUAGCAGCUCACAGAACCCAGGAAAACAGUUUACUUAGCUGAUUUAUUACAAAGGACAUUUUAAAUAUUACAUAUGAACAGCCAGCUAAAGAGUUACAUACAGCAAGUUUUGGAAGCAUCUUAGGUUUAGGAGGUCUGUCUCCAAGCAGUUGGGGGGUACCAUUGUUUCAGCAUAUGGAUGUGUUCUUCACCCACCCAGAAGCUCUAGGAAUCCCAUCAUUCAGGGAUUUUUAUGUGGUGUUCAUCAAGUAGGCAUAAUUGUUAUUAACUCGAUCUCCAGCCUCUGUCCCUUUCCCAAAGGAUAGGGGGUGGGACUGUACGUUCCAAGCUUCUGAUCAAGUCAUGGUCUUUCAGGUGAUCACCCCCCAUCCUAGAGCCUAGUAAUAAUUGUCUCAUUAGAACAGAAGACACUCUUAUCACCUAUGAAGUUCCAAGGCAUUACGAGCUCUGUACUGGGAACCAGGGUCAAAGACCAAAAAGAACAAAAGCUUCUCCUAGCAACUCUGUUGCUUAGGAAAUUACAAGGGUUUUGGGUGGCUCUGUGCCAGGAACUGGGGAUGAAAACCAAACUAUCUAUUUCUUACAACUAACAAUGUCACAUACAUGUUCAAGUUUUCAUGUUCUUAGUGUCCUUUCAUUUCAACUUGAGGAACUCCCUUUAGCAUUUCUUGUAAGGUAUGUCACUUGUAAAGUGUGUCUUUUAAGGAAUCCACCAUGAUAAAAUGAAAUUUGAAGCUGCUUGGUAGAUAAAUUCAUGCUACAUUUAUCUACAGGUCAGACUUGAGGGACUGGUAUUUCUAGAAGCCUCACAUGGAAGAGACAGAAUCAUUCAGUACAAGUGUAUCCAGAGGACCAGCAGAAGGGAGAAGGAAUGGAGGGAGGCUCCUGAGGGCUGAGAUGCAUGUGGAGAAAGCCUGCAAGCACACAAACCGAGAAUAAUUAAAUCUGAGAAAUUCCAGGAUUUAUCUAUUUGUCUUCUUAGUGCUUGGAUGGUGUGAGUGAAAACCCAGAGGAAUACAUUUGGUGGCUGAGCUAGUACAAUGCCAUCACCGGAUUCCAUGACCUUCGAGGAUAUCAUUGUAGACUUCACUCAAGAAGAGUGGGCCCUGCUGGACACAUCCCAGAGAAAGCUGUUUCAAGAUGUGAUGUUGGAGAACAUCAGUCAUCUGGUCUCUAUUGGCAAACAGCUCUGCAAAUCAGUUGUGCUUUCCCAAUUGGAGCAAGUAGAGAAACUUUCAACACAAAGAAUAAGCUUACUGCAAGGUAGAGAAGUUGGCAUUAAACAUCAAGAGAUACCAUUCAUUCAACAUAUCUAUCAGAAGGGCACGUCCACCAUCAGCACAAUGAGAUCUCAUACUCAAGAGGAUCCUUUUCUAUGCAAUGACUUAGGAGAAGAUUUCACUCAACAUAUAGCAUUGACUCAAAAUGUGAUUACCUACAUGAGAACGAAACACUUUGUAAGCAAAAAGUUUGGGAAAAUCUUCAGUGACUGGUUAUCCUUUAAUCAACACAAGGAAAUUCACACCAAAUGUAAAUCAUAUGGAAGUCAUCUAUUUGAUUAUGCCUUUAUCCAAAACUCUGCCCUUAGACCACACAGUGUGACUCACACUAGAGAGAUAACAUUGGAAUGUCGUGUGUGUGGGAAAACCUUUAGCAAAAAUUCUAAUCUUAGGCGACAUGAGAUGAUUCACACUGGAGAGAAACCACACGGAUGUCAUCUAUGUGGGAAAGCCUUUACUCAUUGCUCUGAUCUUCGAAAACAUGAGAGAACUCACACUGGAGAGAAGCCAUAUGGAUGUCAUCUAUGUGGGAAAGCCUUCAGUAAAAGUUCUAACCUUAGACGACAUGAGAUGAUUCACACUAGAGAAAAAGCACAGAUAUGCCAUCUAUGUGGGAAAGCCUUCACUCAUUGCUCUGACCUUAGAAAACAUGAGAGAACUCACUUAGGAGAUAAACCAUAUGGAUGUCUCCUAUGUGGGAAGGCUUUCAGUAAAUGUUCUUACCUUAGACAACAUGAAAGAACUCACAAUGGAGAGAAACCAUAUGAAUGUCAUCUAUGUGGAAAAGCCUUCUCUCAUUGUUCUCACCUUAGACAACAUGAGCGAAGUCACAAUGGAGAGAAACCACAUGGAUGUCAUCUAUGUGGGAAAGCAUUCACUGAAUCUUCUGUGCUUAAACGACAUGAGAGAAUUCACACUGGAGAGAAACCAUAUGAGUGCCAUGUAUGUGGGAAAGCCUUCACUGAAUCUUCUGACCUCAGACGACAUGAGAGAACUCACACUGGAGAAAAACCAUAUGAAUGCCAUCUAUGCGGAAAAGCCUUCAAUCACUCUUCUGUCCUUAGACGACAUGAGAGAACUCACACUGGAGAGAAACCAUAUGAAUGCAAUAUAUGUGGUAAAGCCUUCAAUAGAAGUUACAACUUUAGACUUCAUAGAAGAGUUCACACUGGAGAGAAACCAUAUGUAUGUCCUCUAUGUGGGAAAGCCUUUAGUAAAUUUUUUAACCUUAGACAACAUGAGAGAACUCACACUAAAAAAGCAAUGAAUAUGUAAGAAUCAUCAGCUGUAGCGUUAACACUAAAUACACCAAGGACAAACAUACUACAGGAAUAUUAUGUCUGUAAUCAGUGUGGAAAAGCCUUUAUUUAUAUUUACCACUUUGCUCAACCUAAAUGAAUUCAAGGUAGAGAGAAUCCAGAUGUAUUUAAUGUUUAUGGCACAAACUUCAGACUCUAGGCUGACCAUAUACAACGUGAGAGAAUGAAACUAUAGAUCAAAGGAAUGUGGAGGAGUCUUCAUCCACAGCUCUGUUAAAUAAAUGGGAGAAAUCACAUCACGAAAAUUCUGUGCCUGUCGUCAGUGUGAAAAUGCCUUUGCUGAUAAUUUAUCCUCUAAACAAAUGAGUAAAAUCCACAGGCAAGCAACCAUAUGUCUGUAAUUGCUGUGCACUCUCAUUCAGCUAAGCACCAAUUUUGGUGUGUGCAAGAAAAUUCAUUAUAAGGUAACUGAUAAAAACAGGAAAUAUGUGAAAAUAUUUUUUAUUAGGUGGAUGAGGCCUCUUGAACAAUUCCAGACAUUCAUAGUGGAGAAGUUAUUCAAUGAAAACUCAUGAGAAAUCCUUUUCUUAAUACAGCAGCACUUCUAUAAUAGAUCAGAAUUCACAUGGUGUAGAACUCUCAAUGACAUGAAUGGAGGGUAGUCCUCAGUAAAUUACUCAUUCCUUAGUCAAUACCAGCAUUUUUCCAGUGAGAAAACUAUCUUGACAGGAUAGUGGAAAAACCUUCAGGCAGCUUUUAUGUCAAAAAAGUGAGACAGGGAUGAAAACUCUAAAAAGCCAUUGAUGAGAUGUAUAGCUGGGGGACAAAACAUAAAGCCAUCAAGCACGUGCUUGAGAAAAAAAUUAUAAUUUUGAAUAAAGACUUUCUACUUAAAAUAUGUGGGUUGAAAUGUACAAUUCUGAAAUAACCUGGGAAUAUUGAAUGCAGAAUUAUGUAAGAAGUAAUAAGAUUAAAUUAGUACUGUCAAAAAUAC
Molecule: messenger RNA, 10606 nt
Organism: Homo sapiens (human)
Lineage: Eukaryota; Metazoa; Chordata; Mammalia; Primates; Hominidae
Gene: ZNF596
Product: zinc finger protein 596
Exons: 6
Coding region: 8114-9628 (504 amino acids)
Biological process (GO): regulation of DNA-templated transcription
Cellular component (GO): nucleus
Source: RefSeq, a predicted model, not a curated record